Pteropus alecto (black flying fox) is the source of this 3309-nucleotide messenger RNA. It is a transcript of the gene SLC16A2, whose product is annotated as solute carrier family 16 member 2. The transcript has 6 exons. Lineage: Eukaryota; Metazoa; Chordata; Mammalia; Chiroptera; Pteropodidae. Gene Ontology annotation, molecular function: monocarboxylic acid transmembrane transporter activity; thyroid hormone transmembrane transporter activity. Bases 1 to 1245 code for a protein of 414 amino acids. The record is from RefSeq and is a predicted model, not a curated record. Gene Ontology annotation, biological process: transmembrane transport.
AUGGACAGUGGAUUAGUGGCGUGGGUCGGAGCUCUCUCAAUGGGCAUGAUCUUCUUCUGUUCUCCCAUCGUGAGUAUAUUCACUGAUCGUUUGGGCUGCCGAAUCACAGCGACCGCUGGGGCUGCCAUUGCUUUCGUCGGCCUCCAUACCAGCUCUUUCACCAGCUCACUAAGCCUGCGUUACUUCACCUAUGGGAUUCUCUUUGGUUGUGGCUGUUCCUUCGCCUUUCAGCCAUCUCUCGUCAUCCUGGGCCACUACUUCCAACGCCGCCUGGGUCUGGCCAAUGGUGUAGUAUCUGCUGGGAGUAGCAUCUUCUCCAUAUCCUUCCCCCUUCUCAUGAAAACACUGGGGGCUAAGAUAAAGCUCGCCCAAACCUUCCAGGUGCUGAGUACCUUCAUGUUUAUUCUUACGCUGCUUUCACUCACCUACCGGCCCCUCCUGCCCAGCUCCCAGGACACCCCAAGCAAGAGAGGUGUCCACAGCCUGUGCCAGCGCUUUCUGGCUCAACUCAGGAAAUACUUCAACAUGCGAGUGUUCCGCCAACGUACCUACCGCAUCUGGGCCUUUGGCAUUGCUGCUGCUGCCCUUGGCUACUUCGUUCCCUAUGUACACCUGGUGAGGAAUACCAGGGUGGACCCAGGGGGGGUCCACCCUACCCGGCCCCAAGAAUCUGUCCGUAACGUGCCUGAAACCUGGGUCCUCUUGGUGUGUAUUGGGGCUACCUCAGGCAUCGGGCGCCUUGUGUCAGGCCGUGUCAGUGACUCCAUUCCUGGACUUAAGAAGAUCUAUUUGCAGGUCAUCUCCUUCCUGCUCUUGGGCCUGAUGUGCAUGAUGAUUCCCCUGUGCCGGGGCUUCGGGGGCCUCAUCGUUGUCUGCCUCUUCCUGGGCCUGUGCGAUGGCUUCUUCAUCACCAUCAUGGCCCCCAUUGCAUUUGAACUGGUGGGCCCAAUGCAAGCCUCGCAGGCCAUUGGCUACCUCCUGGGCAUGAUGGCCCUGCCGAUGAUUGCUGGGCCCCCCAUUGCAGGCCUCCUGCGCAACUGUUUUGGGGACUACCACGUGGCCUUCUACUUUGCCGGUGUGCCCCCAAUCAUCGGAGCUGUAAUCCUCUUCUUCGUGCCUCUGAUGCAUCAGAAGAUGUUCAAGAAAGAGCAAAGGGAUUCCAGCAAGGACAAAAUGUUGGCCCCUGACCCAGACUACAAUGGGGAGCUGCUGCCGGGCUCCCCCACCCCUGACGAGCCGAUCUAAUGCCUCUUCCUUGCCAGCGUGUGCUACUCCUUCACCUUUCCCCUUCACCCCGCCCCGCUCAGCAUUUACAUUUUUGCCACCAGCACACUUGUCCCCAAACCUGUGCACAGAGCAUUUCAGCCACCCGACAUCCCCUUGGAGCCAAAGCUCCAGGUGUUCCAAACUCAUGAAUCAAAUUCUCCCCACGAAUGCCUUUAAACUUGCCAGGGUCUCUCUCCUCUCAGGAUCUAGGAAUGCUUGGAAUCAAGCCAUGGCCUGUGGAACCUGUCCCUAUACUUCAUAACCCCUGGGGGAAGGGGGGCCGGGACCUCUUGGCUCCAGCUUGUUAGUCACCCAGUAUAAACAACUCUGUCCCCCAGGAGUCUGGCGGGAAGACGCAGCUGCUGGUGGGACGUGGGUGCAGGGAAGGGCAAAGAGGUAAAAUGACACAAGAAGCCUCGUUUCGCCUCAGAAUCUCUGAGGGCUGUGACUUCCCAAGAGCUGUGGGUGCUGUUAGUUGCCGAGUGUCCGCGUAGCCCCCCAUCAUCCUUUCCUUUUUGCCCUCUACUCCCUCAUUUCUCUUCGCUCCCUGUUUCUUUUCACGACUGUCGUAGACACAUGGGUGCUAAAAGAAAGGAGGGGCCGAGAGCUUGGGCCAAUCAGCUUUUCUUAACCUUGGCCCAGCCCGCCCCUGACACUCAUCUCAGGCUGACUCGCAUCUCACUUUAUGGCGCAAGCUGCUGCAGUCAUAGACUGGAAGAGUAGACUGUCACAAAGGAAAGGACCUUCAACACCCCUCACUGACUUUGACAGAUUUCCCAGGCCAGUGCAUUAACCUCCAGGAGCUCCGAGCUCUCCAUCGUCGUAUCCACCUGUGAAAAUGUGACGCCAUCCCUUUCACGUCAGAAGGCAGGGGAGGGCCGAUGACAGGGGGAUGGCAUCUCGCAUUAUUCAUUACAGGUCAAUGUUUCCACCUGGGCUAGGCCACGAAAGGGCUUGUUUUAGGGAAAAUCUUAUUCCCGACUUGGAUCCUAAAAAAGUAGAGGCAACAGCUGCACAUAGGGUUAGACAGUUUCUUUUAAGAAGGGGAAACGGUCUAAGCCUUUACCAACAAAUGUGUCCCUCAUGCUGUGCAUCCUGGGCCACUCUAAAAUAGGUGCCAGUGCUCAAAGAAAGGAGACUCUGGGCGACAGCUAGCACAAGUCACCUCGCUAAGAGCUCAAGCUCUCUCCUUGCUCGGCCUCUGUGUCUCUUUCUCCAUAAUCUGGGUCUUUGUCUGCUGUGUUCCUACUACCCAGACCUUUCCUCACCUUCUUGCCAGGCAUCCUUGGUUGUCACUUGGUUGUCACCCCAAGCCAAGGCCAUCCCAGGGCCAGGAGGAUGAGGUUGCCUCUGAAGGGCGCCAAAGAAGACAACGGUUCCGUUAUAACUAGGCGGUUGGGACACGGUUGGCGUCUGAUGGCGGCAUUCAAGGCCAAAGUCUGAGCCCCCUCCACUGGUCCCAAUCCAGCUCUUAUCAAGUUCCCAAAGGAAAACCGCUGAUCCUUGGCUCUGUGGAUAGGAAGGGGCCUCAUCACUAGGAUGCUGUCAGCUCAAACAGCAGUGCAGCAGGAGAAUCUGGGCCCCGGCAGCCGCGUAAGUCCCAGGAGAGACCACGCAAGGUGCUGGAGCAGCAGAGCCCCCGCUGCCAUGCUCCGUGCCGCGCCCUCGCCCCGUCACUGGGCGUCCUCUGUUGCUCUGGAGUGAAGAGCUCUAAAGAAUCAGGCUGCCAUCCAUUCUUCUCCAGAUGAAGGAAAGCCAUUUACAGGUCUCAGAUCUGCUCUAUCAGGUGUCACAUGGGGGCGGGGGGGAGUGUCACAUAAGGCAGGGAAGUUUACUUGUACUGGCACAUGCGUGGGCUCGCGGGCUUUUGGAGAGAACGUGGCUUGGCGAAAGCGGCACAGUAUUAAUAUCUAGGGUAGGACGCAGCCUCUUAUGGAUCCACAGUCAAAUCUAGGAAAAUGAACAAAAUUUGGGAGUUUGAGGCCUGGUACAUUUAAAUCCUCAAAAAGGUUUGGAACGAAAUAAACAGAUGUAAAAAUCCGG